AUGAAUGAUGGUGCCAUGACAGCUUGGGCAUGGGGCGUAAGCCGCAUUCUCGAUGUUCUGAAUGCCUUGCCUGACGUCAACAUUAAUCCGAACAAAGUCGCCGUCACUGGUUGUUCGAGAAACGGAAAAGGGGCAUUGGUCGCGGGUGCACUUGACAGUCGCAUAGCUCUCACCAUCCCUCAGGAGAGUGGCUCUGGUGGAACUGCCUGCUGGCGUCUCAGUGACUACGAAAAUCACAAUGGCACAACACAAACCGCAUCUGAGAUUGUACAGGAAAAUGUCUGGUUCGCGACGCAGUUCGAUGAGUUUGCGAACACUACUGUUGACAUGCUCCCAUUCGACCACCACAUGUUGGCAGGACUGGUUGCUCCAAGAGGUCUUCUAGUCAUCGACAAUAUCGGCUAUGAAUGGCUCGGACCUUGGAGCUCUUUCGGCUGCAUGAAGACCGCUCGCAGAAUCUAUCAGGCCCUCGGUACACCUGAUCACCUAGGAUAUUCAAUGUCUCCUAAUCACCUCCAUUGCUCUUUUCCAUCGUAUCAGAUGCCUCAGCUUCAAGCCUUUGUCGACAAAUUCCUCUUUGACAAAGCCUCGGACACCGAUUUCUUUAUCCCAGCUGGCAAUAUCACAUUCGAUGAUGCACAAUGGGUAGACUGGUCUACCCCAAAUUUACACUGA
Aureobasidium vineae is the source of this 675-nucleotide messenger RNA. NCBI's taxonomy places the organism in Eukaryota, Fungi, Ascomycota, Dothideomycetes, Dothideales, Saccotheciaceae. The record is from the annotation of a GenBank genome assembly.